Osmia bicornis bicornis is the source of this 2159-nucleotide messenger RNA. RefSeq names its product probable kinetochore protein nuf2. NCBI's taxonomy places the organism in Eukaryota, Metazoa, Arthropoda, Insecta, Hymenoptera, Megachilidae. Gene Ontology annotation, cellular component: Ndc80 complex; kinetochore. The record is from RefSeq and is a predicted model, not a curated record. The transcript is spliced from 8 exons. Bases 192 to 1529 code for a protein of 445 amino acids.
AUUAUUUUAUAAAAUAUAUGAACAUCGCUUUAUUUUCAUUGUGAAUUUAUAUUUGAUUUUGUAGUCAUGAAGUGAGUAGUAAAGAGACAGAUAAGCACACCAUUUUGGUGGUGGAAGAAUCUUCUGAAAUUGUUGAAAACUCUCCAUAAAUACUAUUCCGUUCACCAUUUACGCGUGCGUCAUGUAUUUGAAUGUAUUUAAAUGUUUUUAAACUAACUGUCAUAUACAAGUUGUCUUUAGUUUUAACAGUCACCAUGGAUUUAGAAAUAGAAAAAAUACAUAAUAUUCUAAUUGAAGCCAAUCUUCCAUCAAGUAUAAAGGACCUAAAAAAUCCAACUGAAGAAUUUGUUGUGGAUUUAAUUAAUACAUUUUUAAGAAGAUUUCAUAUAUAUGUUGGAGCAAUUAAUAAUCCACUAAUGGAACAACAAGAUAUAAUGGAAUACAUAGAUGAUUCUGAUAUAAUUGGACUCAUAAAUUUACAUACCGCAAUGGUACAAAUAUGUGAUCGUAUCUAUUUUAAAGAUUUAUGUAUUACAGAUAUAUCUAGCCCAGGUUCAAAGAAAAUACGGAAAUUUGCAAAGUUUCUUGCAAAUUUUAUAUUAUUUGCAAAUAACAAAGAGUCUGAUAUAGAAGAGCAAAUCAAUGAAAUUCAAAAUAGAGCAAAACUAUUACACGAUAUGAUAGAAAAGAAGAAUGAAGUAUUACAAACUAAAAAUGAAAAGGCACUCUACAUAGGAAAGCAGUUAUCGUUAAAAGAAAAAUAUAUCUCUGAGAUUCAAAAGUUGCAAUCCGAAAGGGAAAGGAACAAUAAGAAGGAUGCAGAAGUAACGGCGAAGGAAACAGCAGCAAAACUGAAAAAACAACAAUCAGUGGAGCUUUGUGGAACUUACAAAGCAGAAGUUUCAAAGUUGCAUAAAAAAGUUACAAAGUUACAAUCAGAGAUUAUCGAAUCUCCUGAUAAAUAUGAGAAGCACUUAAAAGAACUAGAAAAACAGCAAAGUUCUAAAGUGCAAGAACGAAAAACAAUGGAAGAAGCAUGCCAAGAUAAAAAACAUUUAAUGGAGCAACAGACAAACAUUUUCAAUUUUGUUCAAAAGCAGUUAGAGAAAUUAGUUGAAGUUCAAGAUAUAUAUCAGCAAUUAAAGAAAGUAGAUGUUCAAGAAGAUAAUAUUAAGAAGCAAGUAGAUAUGCUUAGAACAGAUAUUGCCAAUUUUGAAAAAAGAUUAGAAAAUCAAAAGGGACAGCGCGAAGAAACUGAAGUACACGACAUUCAAGCACAAUACGAAGAGCGUCUCUCUCCUUUACGCAACUUAAAUUCUCAGCUAUUAAGUGACAAAAAGUUAUCUGAAGUAAAAUUGGAAGAAAUGAAAGAGCAAUAUAAUGAGGGGUACUUAAAAUUAGAUGAAAUGCGAAGUACUAUACAAAAAUUAGAAGAUGAAACUACGGUACUUAUUAAGAACUACCAAGUUCUUUAUGACAAGGAGAUUUUAAUUGAAAAAGUCUUGUGGGAAACGUGGUCAAAUGAAUAGAGGUAAAAAUUUCUUUCAAUAUUAGCUAAUAAUAACUACAUUGACACAUAAAAAAGAAAUAUUCAACAAUAUAUACGAUUCUUUAUUUUAUUUAAUUACAUUUGUUAGCAACACAAUCACCUAAUAUUUAAACAUUAUUGAACAUAUUUAUCUAAACAUUACUUUUAUUGCAUUAUUAUUUAUUGUUAAUAAAUACACAAGGUGGUAACAAUAUACUUUUUAAAUAGGAAAUAGGUACUUUGAUUUCGUUAUUAUCUUAUUUUAAUCAAUUUAUCUACAUGUAUUGCUCAACAGUUUUAGUAUCAAUUUUCUGACAACUUUGUUAAUAGUCAUACAUUUUCUACGUGUAGUAUUUAAUAACAAAGUAAAGGUGUUAAAAAACAAGGUAAAGUAUAGUUAUUACAAAAGAAAUAGAUUUUAUGAAACAGUUUAAAAUAUUAUUUUAAUUUAACAUGCAAAUGAAAAUUAAAUAUAUUACGAAUAAACUCAACCAAACCUCCUGUGCAGUAAGUUUAUAUAUUAUUUACAUAUUGACAGCUGUAACAAUAUAAUAAGCUCUAACAGUAUAAUUACAAAUUAAAACAAUGUACAAUAUUUAUACCUGAAUAUACAUGAGUUAUUGUGAUAUCA